GCGGUCCGCGCUGGCGGCGGCGGGAGGAUGCGCGAGUACAAGGUGGUGGUGCUGGGCUCGGGCGGGGUGGGGAAGUCAGCGCUCACGGUGCAGUUCGUGACCGGCACCUUCAUCGAGAAGUACGACCCCACCAUCGAGGACUUCUAUCGCAAGGAGAUCGAAGUGGACGCUUCUCCCUCCGUCCUGGAGAUCCUGGACACGGCGGGCACCGAGCAGUUCGCCUCCAUGCGGGACCUCUACAUCAAGAACGGGCAGGGCUUCAUCCUCGUCUACAGCCUGGUCAACCAGCAGAGCUUCCAGGACAUCCGACCCAUGCGCGACCAGAUCAUCCGCGUCAAGAGGUAUGAGAAGGUGCCAGUAAUUCUGGUUGGUAAUAAAGUGGACCUGGAAAGUGAGCGAGAAGUAUCGUCGAGUGAAGGCAGAGCCUUAGCUGAAGAAUGGGGUUGCCCCUUUAUGGAGACCUCUGCUAAAAGUAAAACAAUGGUGGAUGAGCUCUUUGCAGAAAUUGUUAGACAAAUGAACUAUGCAGCACAGCCAGACAAAGAUGAUCCGUGCUGUUCUGCAUGUAAUAUACAAUAGCACUAAAAAUGACCUAACCUGGACUUAAUUUGCAGAAAUUUUGUAAGGUGGUAAAACUGUCUACUUCACUUCCUGGUUUGUGCGUCACUUGAAAUACAUCUGUAGUGAAGUAGCAACAUUAACUCAGAGCUGAGCAUUGAAAGUCAAUCAGUGACUCUGAAUAUAAUUGGGUUAAAUGACCACAUCUCACCCGUUUUUUCCCUUUGAGCACCUGCAAUUUUAUGGCAUAGCCUGUUGAUCUACAGGGCCGUUCCAGCCGAGCGUACGUGUGCUGUCAAGUCAGACAGCAACAACAGCAACUUUUUCCGAAGAGACUGGAAAACUGUUGGAAAUGGGAACCAAAAGCAGUGGAGAUAGAAUCUCUGAACACCAUUCCCAACUAUCAUAAGCGCAAAAGGAGAGCCAAGUCUUUCAAUGUCUAAUUACCAUGCUUCAGGACGUGCGCUAUCGCUUGUGGCCAAGUUUGUUCUGUCAAAUGUCUUGAUUUCACCAGAACUUCUGACAGUGUUAGAGGAAGAGGCUACCAGAGACCUACAUAGUUUGGAGUUGUUUUCUUUUUUUUUCAAAAUCAAUGCUAUUAUUUCUACACCUUAUCCCGCAUCUUGAAAUAGAAAACAGCGAAUCAGCGUGUGAAAAUAGAGGCAAGAUCUGAAAACAAACGACGGGUGAAGAAACAGUCUGGCGUUGGAAUGUUUUAAGUCUUUCAUUUUGCUGCUCAAAAAUGGAGGAUCACUUCAGGUUUUGGUCUGCAAAAAGCCAAACAAACCCUCUGUUUACAAAGCAGGAAGCAUCUUUAUUUAUCACUUUACUGAACCAGGAGGAAGCAACUGUGAUGAAAAAAAAAAAUGCUGAGCCUUACUAACAAGGAACACUUUAAUAGAUUAACUAGUACCAUCUUGUAAGGAAAAUUAAGCCAUGUUGCAUCCAUAUGUUCCCUUCUGCAGAAACCUCGUGGGACAGUAUGAACAUCCUGCAUUUUUAAGUUUGUUAAAGAUGACACUUUUUCUUGCCUUUAAGGGCUACGUUCUCUGGUGUGAUCCCUAACUAACCUUUGAAAAUCAAGUUUGCUAUUUCAUAGCUUUAACGUUGACAACUUAAAUCGAAUAACCAUGUGAAAUCAUUUGGUUCAGAGGCGAAAUAGUUAUGGUUGUAAUUCCUUAGGUGAGUGUGGAAAUGGCUCUCUAAUUGCCUAACACGCCAUUGAAAGGUUGCCCCAAUUAUUGGAGUGUUAAGUGGUGGGAGCAAAUGUUUUAUUUUGAAAGGAUGCUCGAGCUCUGACUUGCUAGUUUCAUAGCAGUGAAGUAUUUAUCAUUUGCAUGACUAAUGGCACAGAAAUACCUAUUCCGAAGUCUUACAAUCAAAGUAUAGAAAAGUUUUCAAUCACAAUGUUUAGAUUUUAAAUGCUGGAGAGAUUGUCUUGAGCUGGAUCUUUUAUAGGUAAAAUUGGCCAUAAAAAUACAGAGUCACUGAGCCUGUGGUCUAAAUAACACCGUGCGUUAAUUAGUUUUUCAAUUUUGUGCAGUAACAGUGUAGUUCCUUGUGUUUAAAUGAGUGAAAACAGGGGUGCUGGGGUGUGUGUGUGUGUGUGUUGAGCGUGUGUGUGUGUGUGUAUAUGGCCCUUAGAAAUGCUGUGAUUGGAGUUAGGUUCAAGAGUUUUGCCUCCAUCUGCAGAACUUCCUAAAAACGCUCUCAUCUGCUACGAAGGAAACUUGAGUACAAAACGCUUUGCAGAUUUUCAUACGUAAAUGUCCUUAACAUUUUGAAUUGUAGUUCAGUGGAUGAUAACUAAAGGAAAUCAUAUUGAUGGAAGAGAACUGGCCAUCUCUGCCCUUACCCUUUCAAGACCUUUCCACAACCAAUGUAUCAAAGGGCAUUAGAUGUCACAAAACAUUAAGCCUUACUAGAACGUCGAUGUAGCCCGUUUCCCAUCUACCUUGCAGAGCUUUCGUUACUGUACUUUGUUCUCUUAGGGAGAUAGGCACACCGUUUAUUUCUGGCAUCUGAAUGCCCAUUUUGGGUGCUCUGAGUCGCCCUCCUAGAGGCACCUACCUCUUUCCAUUGACUAUAUAGCAAACUUAGGCUUUUAACUUUGGUCCUCCAAGUCACACAACUGGUAUGCCUAAACUAGAUGGUAUGAAUGUUCUCUUACCCCCUCCGCCCACCCACCCAUAGUGUUGGCUGCCAUGCUGAAGCAAGAUGCGAGAUGUCCAAUUAACGAUAUCUCAAAGUUUGAAAUACCUAGACUGGGAAACACUUUAUCGAGUGUUACUGAGCAGUAUCUGUAGAACAGCUUGUCAAUGUGAGAUCCAUGCCAUCAGCACUCAAGGAAAAUCAACCUGAAACCAAGUUGGAAGUGCACAUUGUGUGCAACAUUAGAGAUGUUCAUCAGCCAAGAGAAUGAUAUGAAGCACAACACGAGCAGCCUAACAUGAAGUUCACAAUAUUAAACAGAUGGGUUUUUAACAUGGGGGAAAAAAUUGCACAGUAAGUUUUUGACAGAAAGUGUUAACAAAAAUAUCUCCCAGUCCUGUUUCUUCAUUAUACUCUUGUAUUUUCAAAAACAUAGACCGCACGUGAGCUACCACACAACAUGGCAGGGGGAAAGUGUAAGCGUUGUGUUUCAUUGUGUAGUUCUGAGGAAGUAGUUAUGCACUAUUUGUAUUUCCACUAAUGUGAAGGUAGUGGAGCUUGAAUCAAUGACAGUUGCACUCGACAGAGAUUUUCUUCUUCAAGAGACAGAGGUAGCAGAAAGGGAGGGAGGGAGGUGAAGCCACACGGCAGCUGCGUGCCCACCCUGCGCGGGAGUCAUUGGUCUUGGGUUGCUGUUUCGUUUGUACCCUGAUAGGCUUACCAAUUAGAGUAUUUGAAAGUUUCUUAUAACAUGCCUUAAAAUAUUAUCAUUUGUUCCAAAGACCCAAUUUCCUUUGGCUGGUCUUGUAGAGCUUUAUACUUUUCUACAAAGACAGCAUUUCUCCAGUUUCCUUGGUUUGUUUUUUUAGAAGUUGCGACUUUCGUUCUCUAAAGCUAUGAUAGUGAGAACAACUGUUUUCUCCUUCCCUUAAAAAUGCACACAAAAACUAGUCAAAGCAAACAAACCAGAAUCAGAUCAAGAGUAUUAAACAUGACUGUGUUGGGUUUGGUUUUGUUUUGUUUUCUGUUGUGUCCAUCCCCCCGCCCGCUCCUUCAGAGCAUCAAAAACAUUUUGGUGACAUUUUUCUGUUCUGGUUCUAGCCUCUCCCUAACCCCAGUGCUACAGUUGCCAUUACUUUUCUGUGGGAAAACUACUGGUAUUUGCUUUCCUGUAUAGAAUGUUGCCUAAAGAUGUCAGCCACUCGGCUGGGGGGUUUUGUGCAUGUUUGUUUUUUAAUUUUAUUUUUAUGUGGUUUUUUGCCAGUGUGCCGACAAAGCACUGGUUAGGCUUUAAUUGUGAAACUCCGCAACAAAAGCAAACGUUUGACGACUGCAGGAGGCUUUUAUCUGCAUUGUUGUGCAUCUGUUAAUUCUUGAUCAGGGUUUGAAGAAAGACUGGAGCGGGUUCUGGAAACAGGCUUAACGCUGUUGAUUUGGAGUUUCCUAGGGGUGAUUUAGUGUAUUUCACAGUUAAUUGUUGAGCUCUAAUACAACUGGCAACUUUAAAUGGGGCAACAGUUUGUUUUGUAACAAUGUCAGUUGUUUAAACCUUGAUGUUUCAAAUAAAACAAGAAUUGUACAUAGAACUCAAUGCAAACUCAGCAGUUGUA
Messenger RNA from Colius striatus (speckled mousebird), 4319 nucleotides. RefSeq names its product RAP2A, member of RAS oncogene family (gene RAP2A). The record is from RefSeq and is a predicted model, not a curated record. Gene Ontology annotation, molecular function: GTPase activity; GTP binding; GDP binding. Gene Ontology annotation, biological process: Rap protein signal transduction; negative regulation of cell migration. Lineage: Eukaryota; Metazoa; Chordata; Aves; Coliiformes; Coliidae. Bases 28 to 579 code for a protein of 183 amino acids. Gene Ontology annotation, cellular component: plasma membrane. The transcript is spliced from 2 exons.